Molecule: messenger RNA, 1323 nt
Organism: Adineta ricciae
Lineage: Eukaryota; Metazoa; Rotifera; Eurotatoria; Adinetida; Adinetidae
Source: the annotation of a GenBank genome assembly
AUGAAAAUAGUCUUUUCAUCAUUAGUUGCGAUUGUUCUACUAGCAACAAUCGAUUCUAAUGUGAAUGCGUACAAAUCCUAUUCACAAUAUCAACUGUGGCAUUUACAUAUUGUAAACAAUGAGCAAGUAGCUAAAAUACUUGAAUUUAGCCGUAGUGCAUAUCAACAUAAAAUUAACUUUUGGUCUGAAGAGUUCCGUAAAGAUAUGCCGAUUAUUGUUAGUGUAGCACCAGAAUCGAUUGAAAGUUUCGCUACGUAUUUAUCAAAGGAAUUGAAUGUCAAAUACGAUGUAGCUAUGAAAGAUAUCGGCUCUGUUAUUGAAGGACAAAAGUUAAUUCACAAAUUAGAAUCGUCGACUUACAAUGCCGAUGACUUUGCUUACGAUAAAUACCAUCCACUUGAAGAAAUCCAUGCUUGGAUUGAUAAAAUGGUGCAAACAUAUCCAAACUUAGCUAGUUCAUUCGUAGUUGGUCAGUCGUAUGAAAAACGCGAUCUGAAAGGCUUGAAAAUUUCGUCAAAUAAAGCAGCUGUUAAACGUGAUGGUACCCCGGUGAACGCAAAAAAAGCUGUUUGGUGGGACGGAGGUAUUCAUGCGCGUGAAUGGAUUAGUCCAGCAACGAAUAUCUAUAUUGCUCACGCACUCCUAUCAAACUAUAGCAUUGAUCCAACAAUAACACACAUUGUUGAUCAAUUCGAUUACUAUAUUUUACCAGUUUUCAACGUCGACGGUUAUGCAUACACAUGGUCCAAAGAUCGUUUAUGGCGCAAAACUCGAAGCAAAACAUCGAAUCCUAACUGUUUUGGUGCUGAUCCAAAUCGUAACUGGGAUUACCAGUGGUGCGAAGGUGGUGCCACGCAUGAUCCAUGCGAUGAUAUCUAUUGUGGUAGUAAACCGUUCUCGGAAAUUGAAACUCUCCAAGUAUCGAAGUUUAUCAGUGAUCAUAAAGAUAGUAUUGUUCAUUACAUCAACUUUCAUUCGUAUUCGCAACUAUGGAUGACACCAUGGGGCUAUACAACAAAGAAGCCAGCUCAAUUCAAAUUACAAGAUGAUGGUUCAGCUCAAGCUGUUGCCGCACUUCGUGCUGUGUUUGGUACUCGAUACGUUCAUGGCAAUAUCGGUGCAACAAUCUACGUUGCAUCCGGUAACACAGUUGACUGGACAUCUGGCACUGCUAACAUUACUUUUAGUUAUGCUGUCGAACUUCGAGAUACAGGAGAAUAUGGAUUCUUAUUACCCGAAAAUCAAAUUUUACCAAGUGGUCAAGAAACCUUAGCUGGAGAAUUAGCUUUAUUGAAAUACAUUGAAGGACAUGUCUACGGAUAG